This is a messenger RNA of Penaeus indicus, 414 nucleotides long. Its product is annotated as histone H3.v1-like. The transcript is spliced from 3 exons. NCBI's taxonomy places the organism in Eukaryota, Metazoa, Arthropoda, Malacostraca, Decapoda, Penaeidae. The annotation marks the transcript as partial. The record is from RefSeq and is a predicted model, not a curated record.
ACAAGAAAAAGAAGAAGAAGAAGCAAAAAAAAGAGGAAUACUAAUAGAAGAAGAAGCAAAAGAAAAAGAAAAGGAAGCAGAAAAAGCAGAAGAGAACCAAAAGAAGAAGAAGAAGAAGCAAAAGAAAAAGAAACAGAAGAAAUAGAAGAAGAAGCAAAACAAGAAGAAGAAAAGGAAGAAGAAAGGCCAGAAAAAAAAGCGAACGAGUCAUAUCCCACAGAAGGAACGAGAAAAGAGGGCUGUUGUGAGGUUCGGCGCAAUGAUCUCACCGACAUUAUUCAGAACAAACCCAGAGGAAAAUACAGAAUGUAUGGAUUUUUUGGAAGGUCUCUUGAAAUCAAAGUUGUCCGUAAAGUAAAAUGCUAUAUAAUUUUCACCAGGCAUAUUGUUCAAGAUAGACAAUUAUCUUCAUGA